Messenger RNA from Heteronotia binoei (common prickly gecko), 2927 nucleotides. It is a transcript of the gene PCIF1, whose product is annotated as phosphorylated CTD interacting factor 1. The transcript has 16 exons. Gene Ontology annotation, molecular function: mRNA (2'-O-methyladenosine-N6-)-methyltransferase activity; RNA polymerase II C-terminal domain binding. The record is from RefSeq and is a predicted model, not a curated record. NCBI's taxonomy places the organism in Eukaryota, Metazoa, Chordata, Lepidosauria, Squamata, Gekkonidae. Bases 160 to 2280 code for a protein of 706 amino acids. Gene Ontology annotation, cellular component: nucleus.
CGGGGCGUGUCCGGCGCCUGCGCAGUGCUCGCCGCGGGUCCCGAACGCAAGAUGGCGGCGGUCGCUGCCAGGGUGAGGCGGCCCCGGGAUGGCGGCGCGAAGCGGAACGGCCCCCGGCAGCCCCCCGCCCCGCCGCGGCGCCCACGCAAUCGCUGAGCCAUGGCCAAUGAAAACCACGGCAGCUCCAGGGAGGACGCCGCUCUGAUGAGCCACUCCCCCGGCACGUCCCACCAGAACCAGCCCAGCUCCCCCAAACCCGUUCGGGUGGUGCAGGAUUUGCCAGAUGAGCUGGUGCAGGCUGGCUGGGAGAAGUGCUGGAGCAAGCGGGAGAGCCGCCCCUACUAUUUCAACCGCUUCACCAACCAGUCGCUCUGGGAGAUGCCACUCCUGGGACAGCAUGACGUCAUUUCUGACCCUCUAGGUCUGAACGCAGCUCCGGGGCCUGCUGAAACGGCCGUUGGUGACGCCGCCAGCGCUGAAGGCAAGCUCCGGAAGCGGAGGCUGUCUGAGGAGGUCCAGCCCAGUGGAAACAGCGUGAAGAAGCCCAAGGUUGACAUACCUCCAGCUCAGCCCACCCCCAACUCCUCCAGUACUCCCGGGACCCCUCUCUUGAAGUUGUUGGGGGUCUCUCCUGAAGACAAGCAACAGGCAGCUCUUUUACGACCAACCGAGGUGUACUGGGACCUGGACAUUCAGACGAAUGCGGUGAUUAAGCAGCACCCCCCCUCCAAGGUGCUGCCUCCCCACCCGGAUGUGGAGCUCCUCCGGUCCCAGCUGAUGCUGAAGCUGCGUCAGCAUUACCGGGAGCUUUGCCAGCAGCGGGAAGGGAUCGACCCCCCACGCGAGUCUUUCAAUCGCUGGAUGCUGGAGCGGAAGGUGGUGGACAAAGGGACCGACCCCUUGUUGCCCAGCGACUGCGAUCCGGUGGUCUCGCCUUCCAUGUUCAGAGAAAUCAUGAAUGACAUUCCGAUCAGGUUGUCUCGAAUUAAAUUUCGGGAAGAAGCCAAGAAGCUGCUCUUCAAAUACGCAGAGGCUGCGAAGAGGCUGAUCGAAUCCAGGAGUGCCUCUCCAGAGAGCAGGAAGGUGGUGAAGUGGAACGUGGAGGACACCUUCAGCUGGCUGCGGCGGGACCACUUGGCCUCCAAGGAAGACUACAUGGACCGUCUGGAGCACCUGCGCAAGCAGUGCGGUCCCCACGUGUCGGCUGCGGCCAAGGACUCGGUGGAGGGCAUUUGCAGCAAGAUCUACCACAUCUCGCUGGAGUAUGCGAAGCGCAUUGGAGAGAAGCACCUGGCCCUCCUCAAGGAGCACGGCAUAUCAACGGAGGUGGAGGCUCCUCCAGAGGUGGAGGACCGGCUGGUGUACUGCUUCCCGGCGAGGCUGGCCAUCCCUUCCCCGCCGCUGCCGAACGUGGAGAUGCACGUGGAGAACAACGUGGUCUGUGUGCGCUACAAAGGCGAGAUGGUGAAAGUGAGCCGCAACUACUUCAGCAAGUUGUGGCUGCUCUACCGCUACAGCUGCAUCGAUGACCCCGGCUUUGAGCGCUUCCUGCUGAGGGUGUGGUGCCUUCUCCGCAGAUACCAGAUGAUGUUUGGCGUUGGGCUCUACGAGGGGACUGGCCUGCAGGGGGCGCUCCCCGUGCACGUCUUCGAGGCCCUGCACAGGCUCUUUGGCGUCAGCUUUGAGUGUUUCGCCUCCCCGCUCAACUGCUACUUCAAGCAGUACUGCUCGGCCUUCCUGGACACCGACGGGUAUUUUGGGUCGCGAGGCCCCUGCCUGGAUUUCUCCCCCAUCAGUGGCUCGUUUGAGGCCAACCCUCCGUUCUGCGAGGAGCUGAUGGACGCCAUGGUGACGCACUUUGAGAAACUGCUAGAGAGCUCCAGCGAGCCCCUCUGCUUCAUCGUCUUCCUCCCGGAGUGGCGGGACCCCCCCACACCAGCCCUCACGCGCAUCGAGCAGAGCAAGUUCAAGCGGCACCAGCUCAUCCUGCCCGCCUUCGACCACGAGUACCGCAGCGGCUCCCAGCACGUCUGCAAAAAGGAGGAGAUGUACUACAAGGCAGUCCACAACACGGCCGUCAUCUUCCUGCAAAACGACGCUGGCUUCGCCAAGUGGGAGCCCACCGCCGAGCGGCUGCAGGAUCUGGUCACAGCCUACAAGCACACGGGGCGGGCCCUGGCUGCCUCGUCGUCCUCCUCCUCCUCCUCCACCUCCGCUGCAGACAACGACCGAGAGACAGUGCGGGAGCAGAGCACCAGCCGCGAGUCGACGCCCAAUUAGCAGCUUGACUGGCGGAGCAGCCCGUGGCCGGCUCUCCCGGGGAAUGUUGUGCCCCCUGCCUACUCGCCAGAGGGACCCUCCGUGGCAGCCUACGUGGACAGUGGCUGGAGGAAGGGGCCUGGCGGGGGGAGCGAGGCCUGAGGAAGUGGAGGGAGGGCAAGCCACGGCCCAGCGCUGCAGUAGGAACUCGGGGACUGCUCUGGCCACAGGGGGGGUGGGGCGGGAUGCGCUGGGCCCCGAGAGGGUCUGGCCCAGCGGUGUUUAUAGUGUACAUACGUGUCAGUGAGUGUGACGCCUCCACUCCACCACGCAGGCCAUCCCGGUUGCCUUUCUCUCGUUUCUCACCCAGUUGCGUGUACCAGUUGUGUGUUCUCACUGAUGCCGCUGACUGCCGCCCCGCAGAAGAGCGCAGGAGCUCCCGUUCUGUGUGUGCAGAGGCCUUGGCCGCCAUUUUGUAGUUGUCAUGAUUUCUGCCUGGAGCCUCCGGCCUGUCUCAGAGGCCCCCGAGAGUCGUUUUUUUAUUUUUAAAAAGGGUUUAAUUUAACAGCACUAACCAUUUUAUUACUUCUAUCGACAGAGCAAAGGAAAGUCUAUUUUUGAUUUCAUUUCCUAGUUCUUAGGAACAUUAAAAACCAGCAUUACGUUGC